Molecule: messenger RNA, 2802 nt
Organism: Anoplopoma fimbria (sablefish)
Lineage: Eukaryota; Metazoa; Chordata; Actinopteri; Perciformes; Anoplopomatidae
Gene: inpp5e
Product: inositol polyphosphate-5-phosphatase E
Exons: 11
Coding region: 136-2079 (647 amino acids)
Biological process (GO): phosphatidylinositol dephosphorylation
Molecular function (GO): inositol-polyphosphate 5-phosphatase activity
Source: RefSeq, a predicted model, not a curated record
UUGCUAAGGAAGUAGUUAACUGAGCUACUCUUAAGUUAGCCUCUCUGGGUGCCAAACAGUAAACAGAGGUGUUUGUGAAUUCAGCAAUGAGCUCCACCCACCUUCACCAAAGCUGCUCCCAGACAUGACAAGAGGAUGACUGAGAAUGGAGAGCCCAGCCCAGUCCUCAAGUCCCGCGAAGCUCCUGCUAAAGGAGAUUCAAGUGGCAAUGAAAGCAGGGCGCUCAAGACCUCCUUAGUAGAUCCCAAACCCAGCAAGGAGGAGCCCAGCGAUGCCCUUAAAGUCACUGCUAGAAAGGCAGAGGGGGAGAUCAGCCCGUACCAGCCUCGGCCACCCUCACUGCCCAGGCUGUCAAAGUCCAGCAGAAGUGUCUCGGUGGAGGAGGCUGUGAGAAACAGGAGGUUGAGAAACAGCCAGGAGAGUCUGAGUGACCCCGUUGAGACCGGCUCCUCCACGGACUCGCUUAAAGAGGACCAAACGGCCCCAGCUCCAGGUGGGUUCGUUCUCAGCGAUGACGUACCCAUCAGGACAGACCAGGACUCCAAUGCGAGACCCCUCUCUGCUGCUGCGGCAGGAUCCCCAGUCUUCCGGGACAGAGGUAGCAGUCUCUCCGAGUAUGAGAGGAGGCCCCACAGUCAGCAGAGCGACCCCACGGACCAGCAAGCGAGGCCCACCAAGGUGCGUCUGUCUCCCGUGCAGCCCACGGGGACGCUGCCUGCUCUGGGAGAGAGCUUUGCGUCAGCCACUUUAAGGGCGGCUAAUAGGAUUGACAGGGAUUGUCUGGAUUACGCCGUGUUGGCCAGAGAGAAACUCGGGGAGAGACUCCACAGGAACUUGAGCGACAGCCGGCUUCUGGACAACAUGGGGUCGGAUAGCACCUCUGUCAACUCCAUGAAGUCCACCUACAGCGUGCUCAGCCCCAUCAGACCACAGGAUGUGAGGAACAGGAGCUUUCUGGAGGGCAGCGUGCUGGGAAGCGGUGCCUUGCUCGGGGCAGAGGAACUGGACCGCCACUUCCCCGACAGGAGAGUGAGCAUCUACGUAGCCACUUGGAACAUGCAGGGAGAGAAGGGGCUUCCAGGUAACUUGGAUGAUCUCCUCCUUCCAACAGUUCCAACAGACUCUGAAUUUGCACAAGACUUUUAUAUUAUUGGGGUCCAGGAGGGCUGUCCAGACAGAAGGGAGUGGGAGACCCGUCUCCAGGAGACUCUGGGGCCGUACUACGUCAUGCUGUAUGCAGCUUCACAUGGUGUUUUGUAUUUAACUGUAUUUGUCAGAAGAGACCUCAUCUGGUUCUGUUCAGAGGUGGAGCAUGCCACGGUCACAACCAGGAUCAUCUCUCAGAUCAAGACCAAAGGGGCCGUGGGAAUCGCCUUUACCUUUUUUGGCACUUCCUUCCUCUUCAUCACAUCCCAUUUUACCUCUGGAGAUGCCAAAGUUUACGAGAGAGUACUUGAUUACAACAAGAUCAUCGAGGCUCUAGCUCUUCCCAAAGGCCUUCCAGACACCAACCCAUAUCGCUCCACAGCAUCUGACGUCACCACAAGAUUCGACCAGGUCUUCUGGUUUGGAGACUUUAACUUUCGGCUGUGUAAAGACCGGGUCGACGUGGAGGCCAUCAUGAGCCGCACGGUGGGCGGCGAGAUGGGCCCUCUGUUGGAGCAUGACCAGCUCUCCAAGGAAAUGAAGGAUGGUUCAAUCUUUAAAGGUUUCCAAGAGGCACCAAUACACUUCCUCCCCACAUACAAGUUUGACGCCGGCUGCGAUAUCUACGACACUACUUCUAAACAGAGAACGCCUUCAUACACAGACAGGAUCUUGUUCAGGAGCAGACAGGCCGAUGACAUAAAAGUGGUCAAGUACACCAGCUGCUCCAGCAUCAAGACCUCGGACCAUCGGCCCGUCGUCAGCGUCUUCCAGGUCAAACUCAGGCCAGGCAGAGACAAUAUUCCACUGGGUGCCGGACAGUUUGACAGAGGCUUGUACUUGGAAGGCAUCAGGAGGAGGAUCACCAGAGAGCUGAAGAGGAGGGAGGCCAUGAAGAACCAUGGUAGCAGCAGCAUCUGCACCAUCUCCUAAACCCCUUAAAACAAACUCUCCAGACCGGAGUGGACUGAACCGUGCCAGAAACUGGAAUGUAAAACCAGACGGAGCGGAAGAAAAAUGGAACAAAAGGAAACCAGAGUUGUCUUAAACUACACGGAGCCCAGAGCUGGUCGUGGUAACUGAGCAGAGUGCGCCCUCUGGUGGGCAUUGUUGGGAACUGUCCGUGUGUGUGUCUGUUCUUGAGGGCAGGGACCUCGAGGUCAGACACACACAGAGAGGUUUGCAGACACAGCAGCAGUCUGGCCUUUUAUUUAGUCAGCCCCCUCUCCUCAAACAUGAGUGAGACUGAGCGGGGGGGGUUACUCUUUACUCUUCAGUCACAUGAUCCAGUGUGAACUGAUCUAACCUUAAAGGCUCCGUAACUGCAUUCAUUCUGUAUUUUUUUUGUUUCCAAAGCAUUGUGAACCACAAUGGUAUGUUUUUUUUCUGUCAAAUGCCUUGUGAAUUUGUCAUCAAAUAUAAACCUAAAAAAAUAAUACAAACAUAAUUGCAUUUUGGUGACACGUGCAACUUUUAAAUGUGAUUUAGGCAUCUGGCAUUGGUCAAUUAUAACUUGAAUUUUGUUCUGUUUGUUUACUUCAUUGUGUUGUAGGAGAGAUCAGAUAUAUGACUGAAGAAGGGAUGGCAUUGAAUAACACUACAGUUGUUACAUGCUUCUGUUGAAUUUCAGGGAGAUCAAAUGUAUUUCACAGCUUA